GCCACAUAUUUUUCCCACUAAAUAUAGCCUUUAAUCACUCAAUGAAAACACCUAACUGUGCUCACAUCUUGCACAGGUGAGAAAGCAGCAGCGAUGCACGUCAAUACAAGACAGCCAUUGCAUUAAAAUAAUCCCAAAAAUGGACUUAAUAAUGACAUAAUACCAUAGUAAUAGUCGGUGCAGCUGCAGGAUUUAAACUCAAGGCAUCUUCUUUUUUUGGGAGCAAGCUUGAGGGGACAUAAUUGACCAACGCUAAUUAGUCGCCUUAUAAGGAGGAUACUUUCAGUUACAGCGCGAGCACCAUUUCCGGGCUCGUGUCGGCGGCUAUAUAGUGGAGCGAGACGUCGGUGUGAGGAGCACCGGGAGCACGGCGGUGUCGGUGAGCAUACCGGGACUGGUGGAGGACAGCAUGUCUACGGGAAAAGGUGCAGGGAAACCCGCCUCGCUGUGGGACAACACACGGGUGCGCUUCGCCGUAUGUUUCCUCGGAGUCUUCGUGUGUUACUUUUACUACGGAAUACUGCAAGAGACCAUCACUCGAGGUGAUUAUGGUCAAGGAGAGAAUAAGGAGAAGUUCAGAUUCGCCCGGACGCUGGUCUUCAUCCAGUGCAUCAUCAGUUCUCUGUUUGCUAAACUCUUGAUCCAGUUUUUCGAGGGCUCUAAGCCAGAUCACACCAAGAGCUGGCUCUAUGGGCUGUGUUCCCUCUCUUAUCUCGGAGCCAUGGUGUCCAGUAACUCUGCCCUUCAGUAUGUCAACUACCCGACACAGGUGCUGGGGAAAUCCUGCAAGCCCAUACCAGUGAUGAUUCUUGGUGUGACAAUACUGAGGAAGAGAUACCCGAUGGCUAAGUACCUGUGUGUGCUGCUGAUUGUGAGUGGCGUGGCUCUCUUCCUGUAUAAACCCAACAAGAGCUCAGCUAUGGCAGAUGACCACGUUUUUGGGUUUGGAGAGAUCCUGUUGCUGAUCUCUCUGACAUUGGACGGUUUGACUGGCGUGGCCCAGGACCACAUGAGGGCUAAAUUCCAGACGAGUGCCAACCACAUGAUGCUGAACAUCAACUUGUGGUCCACUCUGGUGCUGGGACUAGCGGUGUUGUGGACUGGGGAGGUUUGGGAAUUCCUGAGUUUUACUGAACGCCACCCGAGCAUCUUUAGCAGCAUUCUUCUGUUUGGACUGACCAGCGCUUUAGGCCAGACCUUCAUCUUUAUGACGGUAGUGAACUUCGGACCGCUGACCUGCUCCAUCGUCACCACCACGAGGAAGUUCUUCACCAUCCUUGGCUCGGUUCUUCUGUUUGGUAACGUCAUGAGCUCGAUGCAGUGGUUCGGCACCAUCCUGGUCUUCCUCGGUCUCGGAUUGGAUGCUAAAUUUGGCAAAGGCCCCAAGAAGACGACACACUGAAACCACCUGAAGUACACGAGACACGGAGAAGGAAAAACAGAAAGCAUCAUUGCAGAUCAAAUGCAAACACUCUAUAGCCAGUAUCUUAUAUUCAUAAGACAUCCUGUAAAGGCAAACGUGUGCCUGUGAUUUGUUCAAGUACAGUCAGAUCUUUAACUUAACUGUAUUUAAAAAAAGAAAAAAAGAGUUUUUGUCAUUUUAAACUCCAAGUUUACUGAUGUGUUGAAGGUUUAUUUUACCUGGGAUCAAAGCCUGAAUGAACUGUCAUGAAUCAUUAACAUACGGUUUUGUCGUGCUUUAUGUGAAGGAAUUUGUACAGGUUGAAAAUAAUGUAAACAAAUCCUUUUUAUUGUUUCUGAAACCAGCUUCACUUCACUCGGAUGAAAAGUGAACCAAACAAAGGCCUCAGAAAAAAAAAACAAUUCCAGCAUUUAACUCAUGAACUUAUCACCAAGAAAAGCCUGUGUGGCACAUUGUUGCUUCAAACUGUCUAAUUUUAUGAUCACGUACGGUAUGUAGUUUAUUUCUUGGCGAACAAUCAGCCAAGUAUCAUGUCAUUUAUAAAACAUAAACGGUUAUGUGUUGUCUGUUGUGUUACGUCCAAUCUUACUAUUGAAUUGUUUUUACUUUUCUUUUCUACAAGUUGGAAAUAACUUGACAUAAAAGGGAAAUUGUGA
Molecule: messenger RNA, 2079 nt
Organism: Scomber scombrus (Atlantic mackerel)
Lineage: Eukaryota; Metazoa; Chordata; Actinopteri; Scombriformes; Scombridae
Gene: slc35b1
Product: solute carrier family 35 member B1
Exons: 9
Coding region: 410-1402 (330 amino acids)
Biological process (GO): UDP-galactose transmembrane transport
Cellular component (GO): endoplasmic reticulum membrane; Golgi membrane
Molecular function (GO): UDP-glucose transmembrane transporter activity; UDP-galactose transmembrane transporter activity
Source: RefSeq, a predicted model, not a curated record